AUGUUCCCCAUGUUCCUCUCGACUCUCAGCCUGUGGCUUUCGCUUGCAAUCGUUUGUCUUGCUCAGACGGUCCCCAUUAUCCAAACGACAUCGGGAAAACUUCAUGGGAAAGCUGUAUCAAGUAAGACCAACGCCUAUCUUGGGAUCCCCUAUGCGCAACCACCAGUCGGUCCAUUGCGCUUCUCAGGACCUAAACCGCUCCUCACACCUGCGACUGUUCGCAAUACCACCGAGUUUGGACUCUCGUGCCUUCAGUUAGGGGGUCCAUUGCCGUACCCGUAUCCUGCAGGUGAAGACUGCCUCACUAUCAAUGUAUGGACAUCACCCGCUAGAAAGCCCAGGCCCGUUUUUGUCUGGAUCUAUGGAGGAAGUUGGACGACGGGAUAUUCUGGGGCACGCAGCGAGGAUCUCACUUCAUGGUCCAAAUCUCAUCCAGAGAUUGUCUUUGUUUCCAUCAACUAUCGCCUGAACCUCUAUGGCUAUGCGAACUCCCCCGCACUAUCACCCAAAGAUAGCAACGCCGGACUCCGAGACCAACGUGCGGCUGUCGAAUGGGUCGUCACCAACAUUGCAGCAUUUGGUGGGGACCCCAACCAGAUCAUACUUGGAGGGUACUCUGCAGGCUCUGCCAGUGUCGCUACACAUCUCUACGCCUAUCCAUCUCUACCACUCGCCCGCGGAGCUAUCCUCAUGAGUGCACAAGCGGCAACGUCACUAACCACUCCACUCAUCCCUCUCCCGGGCCUCUCGUUGGGCGGUCCAAAUAAAUUUCCUGCCAUCGCCACCGCAGUUGGGUGUGACCUUCGAGGAACAGACUACAAGGGCCAGCUAGAGUGCGUUCGGAGCAAGAGCGUGGCACAGUUGACGGAUGCGCUCAAUGCUACUGGUACUGUCGGCAUGUCGCCCUACAUUGACAACUCGACGCUUUUCAGUAUCGCCGAGUACAAGUCGAGAGGUCGUGCUGGCAAGUUUGCACAUAUUCCAUUGCUGACUGGGACCACGGACAACGAAGGAGACAUCUUUGUAUUUGAUCCAGUCACGAAUACGAUCAACGAGACUGCUUCAGAUCUAUUUACCCUUGGGAUGUUGAGGUGCUACGAUAGCCAACAAUCCAAAUAUGCAUCCUCUCUUACAUCGGUGUACCGAUACAGGUAUAUGGGUAUCUUCCCUGCACUUUCUCCACCACCCUUGCGAGCAUGGCACACCACCGACCAAACUGUGCUCUUCAACUCGGUUCCCGACGUUGCGCCGGCAGCAACCGAGUACCUGCAAAAGGCAUGGAGCACGUUCAUUUUGAAUCCGGACAAUGGCUUGACGUUGCUUGGAUGGAAGAAGUAUAAGGGCCCUGGGACUCGGACGCUCGUCGACAUCUUCCGGAAUAGCAGCAAUUUGCAGCAUCCCAUCCAGUUGGAAGACCCCACGUCGUUUGACUCGAGAUGCGCGUCACUGGGCAUUGGGCUGUAG
Messenger RNA from Serendipita indica DSM 11827, 1464 nucleotides. NCBI's taxonomy places the organism in Eukaryota, Fungi, Basidiomycota, Agaricomycetes, Sebacinales, Serendipitaceae. The record is from the annotation of a GenBank genome assembly.